Molecule: messenger RNA, 1554 nt
Organism: Neltuma alba
Lineage: Eukaryota; Viridiplantae; Streptophyta; Magnoliopsida; Fabales; Fabaceae
Product: mitotic spindle checkpoint protein BUBR1
Exons: 11
Coding region: 150-1310 (386 amino acids)
Biological process (GO): meiotic sister chromatid cohesion, centromeric; mitotic spindle assembly checkpoint signaling
Molecular function (GO): protein kinase activity
Source: RefSeq, a predicted model, not a curated record
AGAGUUCAAAAUUUGAACCAGAGUCUCGAAAAGAAAAGAAUCCCAGGUCUCAAAUCUCAACCCUUUCAUAUUUCCGGCUUUGCCUAUAUAUCUCAGAUUCAAAAUUAACAAGGUAAACAGAAGGAAGCUUAGUCACUUAGGCAGCGACGAUGAUGGCGGAUGAUGAGAUUGAGAGGAUGGAUCCAGAGACCGAGUAUCUUAUGUCGAAUAAAAGGACUGGCGACGAGUGGGAAAUGUUCAAAGAAAACGUAAGGCCAUUAAAAAGGGGCCGGAAUAUCAAUCUCUUGAACACUGCUCUCAACACCCACAAUGACAAUCGACUAAAGAAAUCUCUCCUUGACAACCGAAGGAGGUUAAUUGAAGCCAUUGAUGAAUACAAAGGAGACGAUCCUCUCCUGCCGUGGAUUGAGUGUAUCAAGUGGGUUCAGGAGUCAUUUCCCCCCGGUGGAGACUGCUCCGGACUGGUUGUGAUAUAUGAACAGUGCGUUCGAACUUUCUGGCAUUCAGACCGCUAUAAGGAUGAUCUCCGCUACUUGAAAGUGUGGCUGGAAUAUGCAGAUAAUUGCAUAGAUGCGGAUGUCAUAUAUAGUUUUCUGGAUGCAAACGGAAUAGGACGAACGCAUUCCACAUUCUACAUAUCAUAUGCGCUCUACAUGGAAUCUAAGAAUAAGAUAAGAGCUGCAAACGAGAUAUUCGAUCUUGGCAUAUCAAGGAAUGCGCAGCCAAUGGCUAAAUUGAAGGAUGCUUACAGAAAAUUUCUUGCACGCUCAAUGAGAAGAUCAAAAGUGACAGAGGAGGAUUCAACGGAAAAACAGUUGCCUCUGCGUAGCUUUGGAACUGUGCUUGCCAACGGAGAAAAUCGUGUUCGGCCUCCCUUAAGCGAGCUCUCUACGAAGAAUUUAAAGCCAGAACAGACUGGAGCAGUUGCACUUACUAUUUAUAAGGAUUCAACUGCCACUGAUGACAACUGUCCUCAACAGCCAGAAGCGUCAAAGAGAGAGAGGCAUUCUUUGCACACUCUGGGAGCUCGAGCUGAAAGGAAUAAAGAAAAUUAUGCAAUCCCUGACAAGUGGACGACAUACCAGAUUCCCCAGCGACCUGGGAUCAGAACUGGAGGGGUAACUGCAAGUGCUUCUAUCCCUGUAUUUGUUGAUGAAGAUUGUGAUGAUGAGCGAGAAGUGAAAACCAAGGGACGUAAUUCCUCAAGUGUGUUGACUAGGCAGGAGGCCGACCAAGAUUUGAAAAGGGAAACAGAGCUGCUGAGGAAGAAACCAUUACGCAACUUUCCACAAAAUAGCCUCCCCAGGUGAUUGAAACCAUGCUUGUUGCAGCUUUGUUUUGCACAUAUUUUAUGUGAGUCUAGCUUUUUCCGUUUAAAGCAGGACCCGGUUUUGUCCGUUUCUUCGAAGUUGGUACUGAAACUUUUUUCGUUUCACACCAAGUCCUUGUCGCUUAUGAUGCGCCAUUUAUUGAAACAUAAUGUUUGUUUGGAGCUACCCAUAUAAGGAUUUGUAAGUACACUCGCGUAAAUCGGAACAAGUCUUUCAUUCCAAA